GAGAAGUGGAGCGAGGAGGAUGAGUCGCACGCUGGGAUUGGCCCGUUUUGCCUUGGCGAAUCAGGAAGCCAGAGGGGAGAAGGGGGUCCUCGCAGCAGAAAGGGGGGAUUCUGAGCAACGACAGUCUGGGCUCCAAGGAGUGGAAAGGAUGGCAGAAGUGGAGAUAUCAGCCCGAGCAUAUGUCAAGAUGUGCCUUCACGCAGCCCGUUACCCCCAUGCAGCGGUGAAUGGACUGCUUUUGGCCCAAAGGCGGAGGGCAACAAGUGGGCAACCAGAAUGCCUUUGCAUCACAGACUGUGUCCCCCUCUUCCACAGCCACCUGUCGCUCACGGUCAUGCUGGAAGUGGCCCUAAACCAGGUUGAUGCAUGGAGCUCAGAAGCAGAUCUGCAUCUGGCUGGCUAUUAUCAGGCAAACUCUGGGAUUGACGACAAAAGCCUCUCAUCCCUUGCGCAAAAGACCGCUGGACGCAUUGCUGAACUUUAUGACCAUGCCGUCCUUAUCAUGUUAGAUAACCGCAAGUUCACGAUCAAUCCCCGAGUUCCUCCAAUAAUUGUGUUGGAGCAGAAGGAGCGACAGUGGGUUCCCAAAGACAAGAACCUGGUCAUGUGGAGCGACUGGGAAUCAUCUCGCCACAUCUGCAAGUCUCUCCUAGAAGCCAAGGCUUAUUCCCAAUUGGUUGACUUUGAUGCCCACCUGGAUGACAUCAGAGAGGACUGGACCAAUCAGCAACUAAAUACAGAAAUCGCCCAGCUGGUGUCAGUAGCCAAUGGCAGUGCAUGAAGGAAUAUAGGAUCCGUUAGCGCCAACCAGAAGCAUAGAGCAUCAGUCUUGGAUGGUUUAGCUCCUCCUCUCACCUAGCACAUUAUUUAUAACAGCUAAGAAGAAAAUCUGGAUUUUGAGCAUUUUUAAAAAAAAAUUCCUAGAGAUAUGGACUUGUCUGCCCCAAAAACUCUGCACAAAAACGAGACCCAUCAAACCUAACUUUUUGUCAGCUGAUAAUCUCAGAAAUGUAUUUGAUCAAUGCCUCUAGCUGUGAAGCUAUAAACCUUGUAAAAACAGUCCAUGCUCCCAUAUUGGAUUAUACUGAAAUAUUAUAAAGAAUUAUCCGGAAGACUUCAGGAUUGUUUUUGGUUUAUAAAGCUCACCGUUCUGAAUGA
Molecule: messenger RNA, 1158 nt
Organism: Sceloporus undulatus (fence lizard)
Lineage: Eukaryota; Metazoa; Chordata; Lepidosauria; Squamata; Phrynosomatidae
Gene: EMC9
Product: ER membrane protein complex subunit 9
Exons: 6
Coding region: 20-781 (253 amino acids)
Cellular component (GO): EMC complex
Source: RefSeq, a predicted model, not a curated record